AUGUUGAACGCCUCAAUUACGUGUAAACUGGACAAGAAAAUACCAAUGAGCAGAGAGCGGCUUUCCGAGGAGACCAUUUGCGAGCUCAAAGACUUUCAACCUUUUACAAGCAAUUGUUACGACGACAUGGCUGACGCUAUUCCACCGUCUCCGGCAGAGUCAUCAAGGGCUAGUAGCAGAGAGCCACUGAGCGGCAUGGACGAAGAUGUUAGGACUUCCAAAGAGGGAAUAGGAACUCCGAGAACUCCAACAGAGAUAUCGAAGACAGAAGAGUCAGGAAUGAUGAAGGUGGCGGUGAAGAAAAGCAAGACAAAAAACGUCGGCAGCAAGACGAGCCAUAUUUUUGGAAGACUCGAG
Ostertagia ostertagi is the source of this 357-nucleotide messenger RNA. NCBI's taxonomy places the organism in Eukaryota, Metazoa, Nematoda, Chromadorea, Rhabditida, Trichostrongylidae. The record is from the annotation of a GenBank genome assembly.